AUGCAACUGCGCGAAGCAGCCCACCGCUCACUGUUGAGCGCUGCCCUUCGCCGCAGGGAGAUGCUCGCGUCGCUGUGGAACCGCGCCAGCACGGCCUACCGGGCCAAGGUUGGGAGGGAGCUGUCAAAUCACGGGCUGCUGUACGAGGACUGCCUUAUUGAAACGGAGGAGGUGAAGCUCGCGCUGAAGCGGCUGCCGCCUGACGUGCUGAAUGCGAGGGAGCAGCGGCUGAAGCGUGCGAUGGUGCUCUCGAGUCAGAUCAAGACGUUGCCGCCGGAGGUUGCCGAGAAGCUGGACCCGUUUGAGUCGUACCUCGGCCCGUAUCUGGAGCAGGUCAAGAAGGAGAAGGAGGAGCUGCUCCUCACAAAGUGACCGGCGGCAGCGCGACCGCCCCUGUUAGCCACGCCCUCCUCGUGCCUGCCUCCUUUAGCCCCGUGCCGUGCCUAUGUCCCCCCCCUCUCUCUCCCCCCGCGCCGCCGCUGCUCUCCCGGUGUGCCGAGAGGGACGGAGCUCGCUCCUUUGCCAUUGCCGCGUUGCGGCCUCUGCGCGGUUUCGGCGUUCUCCAUACGAAUGCGAUGAAUCGAAAGAAAGACGGUGUGACUUGUGA
Molecule: messenger RNA, 607 nt
Organism: Emiliania huxleyi CCMP1516
Lineage: Eukaryota; Haptophyta; Isochrysidales; Noelaerhabdaceae
Product: ubiquinol-cytochrome C reductase complex 14kD subunit
Exons: 5
Coding region: 1-372 (123 amino acids)
Biological process (GO): mitochondrial electron transport, ubiquinol to cytochrome c
Source: RefSeq, a predicted model, not a curated record